Messenger RNA from Aspergillus tanneri, 1398 nucleotides. It is a transcript of the gene PCYT2, whose product is annotated as ethanolamine-phosphate cytidylyltransferase. The transcript has 3 exons. Gene Ontology annotation, biological process: phosphatidylethanolamine biosynthetic process. Gene Ontology annotation, molecular function: ethanolamine-phosphate cytidylyltransferase activity. Bases 1 to 1398 code for a protein of 465 amino acids. Gene Ontology annotation, cellular component: cytoplasm. Lineage: Eukaryota; Fungi; Ascomycota; Eurotiomycetes; Eurotiales; Aspergillaceae. The record is from RefSeq and is a predicted model, not a curated record.
AUGAGUACUUCACCAGAGGAUAUAGUCCCAUUAGCUGGGGAGUGGCCUGUGGAUCCUCAGGAAGAUGUGCCCAUCUCAGAGCAUCGUAUCUGGGUGGAUGGAUGUUUUGAUUUUAGCCAUCAUGGUCAUGCGGGAGCGAUGCUUCAGGCACGUAGAUUGGGAAAUGAGCUUUAUGUUGGUGUUCACUCCGAUGAAGCAAUUCUAGAGAACAAGGGACCUACUGUUAUGACAUUAAAAGAAAGGGUAGCUGCGGUGGAGGCAUGUCGUUGGGUAACCCGCUGUGUGCCCUUUGCUCCCUAUGUGACGUUUUUGCCAUGGGUCUCUCACUAUGGGUGCAAAUUUGUCGUCCAUGGUGACGAUAUUACUUCGGAUAGCAACGGGAAUGAUUGCUAUCGGUUUGUCAAGGCCGCUGGCCGUUUCCGGGUGGUCAAAAGGACCCCGGGUAUUUCGACAACUGAUCUAGUCGGCCGUAUGCUUUUAUGCACAAAAGGACACUUUGUAAAAAGCGUAAAAAGCACCCUUGCUGGCGACGAGGGAUCCGGGAACCAGGACGAGCGCAAGCAAUCAGCCACUUUCCUCAUGCACCAGAUCCGCGACUAUGCAACAGAUGAGAGUGGCCUUCGGCCUGGCCCUCCUGUUUGGAUUUGGACUGGUCCAAGCUCGGCGAAGCUGGACAACUCCGUCGAAGAAUCGGGCUCUUUCGAAGCGCUAGUGGAAGGAAAGUCAUCCAAACCAGGACAACGGAUUGUCUAUGUCGACGGAGGGUUUGACCUUUUCUCAUCCGGCCAUAUUGAAUUUCUUAGACAAGUCUUAUCCCACGAGGAGGUAGACGGUCGUCAGCGUAGCUGGUACGAUCCAGACCAGAGAAAAAAGCGACUCGACGAAUUCGGAGAAGACUAUGGUCCAGCUUACAUUGUUGCAGGUAUCCAUGACGACGAUGUGAUUAACUAUUGGAAAGGACUUAACUACCCUAUCAUGAACAUUUUUGAACGUGGGCUUUGUGUUCUACAGUGUCGCGUAAGUGACCCUCCUCUUCUUCUACAUCAAAAGACAUUUCCGUUGACUUCCCUAAAGUACAUACAUGCCGUUAUAUUCUCUGCCCCAUUUUCUCCAAGUGAACCUUACUUAAGAGCAAUGCCACUAGGCGUUCCGGACGUAGUUUACCAUGGCCCUACGACUUUUAUACCUCUCACCUAUGACCCAUACUCUGCUCCCAAAAGGAUGGGAAUAUUCAGAGAAACAAGCAACCAUCCCUUUCAAAAUGUUAAUGCUGGAGAGAUCGUUGGAAGAAUAUUGAAGAGCCGGGAGGCAUAUGAAGAAAGGCAACGUGCUAAGUUGCAGAAAGGUAUCGUUGAAGAUUUAGAGAAGGCUAAGGAAAAUGAACUAGACCGGUACUAG